Molecule: messenger RNA, 3711 nt
Organism: Diaporthe citri
Lineage: Eukaryota; Fungi; Ascomycota; Sordariomycetes; Diaporthales; Diaporthaceae
Exons: 3
Coding region: 1-3711 (1236 amino acids)
Biological process (GO): piecemeal microautophagy of the nucleus; exocytosis; maintenance of cell polarity
Cellular component (GO): cytosol; nuclear envelope; intracellular membrane-bounded organelle
Molecular function (GO): protein binding; sterol binding
Source: RefSeq, a predicted model, not a curated record
AUGUCCGAGUCCGGUGAUAGAUCGGCAGCUGCUCUGUCCCUCCUUCGACGUGUCCGCGAGCCCGACGACACUCCUCAAAGCCCUGCCGGCUCCGGCUCCUCCCCAGUAGCUGCCAACCCCCCAGCGGCUGCCCCGACCGUCUCUAUGUCGCACCAACAAGCAAAUAGGAGCCAGGGCUCCAGGCUCUCCCUCGCUGGUUCUGUCAGCGGCCGCGUGCCCUCCUACCAAGCUCAGCCUCAAGCUCAGUCCCCAUCGCCAACCACCCCAAAGGCCGCUGCUACCACCAUCUACGAUAGGGGGAACACCAUCGAGCAGUCCGUGCGCAAGUUUCGCAUCGUCGAGGCCUUGCGCAGCGGCGAUACCGCCUCCAUCUCCAGGGCCAUCCGCGAAACCUCAGAAGGCGGGCCCAGGCCCAGCACGUCUUCCAUCAAUACCCUAUCCGGAGGCGCCCUGGACGAUACCACAGUCCUCCAUCUUGCUAUCCAAGUCGCCGAAUUCCCUGUCGUUGAAUAUGUCAUAUCCGACGGUGCUGGCUACGUGGACAUCAAUGCCAGAGACAAGGACGGCAACACAGCGUUGCAUAUUGCAGCCAGCCAGGGGAGGACAUCAAUCGUGAAGCUGCUAUUGGAGCAGAAGGAUAUCAAUGAUGCCAUUCCAAACAACCAGGGUCGCUUGCCGCUUGACCUGGCCCGCAAUGCCGACAUCUUCCAGUCGCUGCAACUGUCCCGGUCUCUUUUCGCAGAAUCCAAGAUCAAGCAGGUCCAAGAGCUGAUCAACCAGCAAGACUACAAGGCUCUGGAGCAGGUUCUUGAGGAGACUCGCCUCAAGACCGUUUUGGAUAUCAACAGCACCGAGUUUGUCCUCGACCCCCUGACCGCCCAGGCUGGCGGCACGCUUCUCCACGAAGCCGCCCGUCGCAAGAACACUGCCCUCAUCCAGAUCUUGCUUCUGCACGGCGCAGACCCAUUCAGGCGAGACCGGAAAGGCAAGCUGCCUCAGGACGCGACCAAGGAUGACGUGACUCGCGCUAUGCUCAAGAAGUCUCCCGCCGCGGUUGCCGCCCAACGGGGCAUCCAGGAGAAGGCCGUCCUUGGGACAGCAUCGCAAGCCGCUGCUGCUGCACCUGGGGAUCCACUCCUGGGCAAGGAAGCCAGAGAGAUGAAGGGAUACCUCAAGAAGUGGACCAACUACCGCAAGGGGUACCAGCUGAGAUGGUUCGUCCUUGAAGACGGUGUCCUGAGCUACUACAAGCACCAAGACGACUCUGGCUCUGCCUGCCGCGGCGCAAUCAACAUGCGCAUCGCCAAGCUCAACAUGAGUCCUGAUGAGAAGACCAAGUUUGAAAUCAUCGGCAAGUCCUCGGUCAAGUACACACUCAAGGCCAACCAUGAGGUUGAGGCGAAAAGAUGGUUCUGGGCCUUGAACAAUGCCAUCCAGUGGACCAAAGACCAGGCCAAAGAAGAAAUCAAACAGCGUGCCACGGAAGCCGAGUUAUUGAGCAAGGCAAAGGAGCAUGUUCAGGGUACCUCGAGUGGCGACACCCCGAGCGAGAAUGCCAGUCUCCUGGAACCUGGGCCGCGGGCCAGCACACAGCUCACCCGGCUACAGUCUGCCUCCAAGUCGGGGAGCAAACUGACCAGCACGGGAGGCAGUAUCGCUGAGGAGGAUGAGACAGACCGUGACACUAGGGCGGGCAUGUCCGUCAUGCAUGACGAGGAGGAUGAUGACGGCGAUGCCUCAAGUGGCCGUGAACAGCCGAGCGCCGCCAAGGACGCGUUCAAUAUCACUGCGCAGUCGCUGAAGCUACAGCUGGAGACAAUGGCGCAAGUGAACGCGGCUCUGGUCGCAGAGGCUAGUCAAAAUCCUAACGUAAAGCUAUCGGAUCCUAAGACGGCAGGAGCUCUCGCUACGUACGAUGCUGCUAUUCGAUCCAUGGCAGGGCUCACUGGCGAUCUCAUGCGGAUCUCUCGUGAUAGAGACUCGUACUGGCAAUACCGCCUGGAUCGAGAGGUCGACAUGAGGCGCAUGUGGGAAGAAAGCAUGGCACAGGUUGCUAAGGAACAGGAAGUGCUGCAAGCCAAGAUUGGUGAGGCAGAAGAGAAGCGAAAGCACACGAAGCGGAUGCUCAAGGAGGUAGUCAGCAACAGCAUGACCGAAAGCCAGACUGUUUCCCCCGGUCUUGCUCCUGGCGCCGAUACUCAAGGAGAGACAGAGGAUGCCGCAGUCAACGAUCAAAAGUCACCGACCCGAAGCCUUCCGCUCAGCCGCCACGAGACUGUGCUCACAGAGAUCGCAAAUCUCUCCGAAGACGAGUCGGAGGAUGACGAGGAAUUCUUCGACGCUGUCGAUGCUGGAGAGAUUGAAGCCGAGCCCUUGCCUCCUGCCACAGCCACUGACGAAGAAAACAAGCAACUUGUGGCAUCAACCGGCAUCGACAUCAGCAGCUCUUUCCAUGGAUACGAGAACGGCAUACGGAAGAGGUUGAAAAUGGAUGCGGACAACCGUCCGAAAAUCUCUCUUUGGGGUAUUCUGAAAUCGAUGAUUGGCAAAGACAUGACCAAGAUGACCCUGCCCGUGACCUUCAACGAACCCACUUCGCUGCUUUACCGCUGCGGAGAGGAUAUGGAAUAUGCCGACCUACUGGAUCUCGCUGCCGAUCGUACUGACUCAAUCGAGCGGCUUCUCUACGUUGCUGCGUUUGCAGCAAGUGAGUAUGCUUCAACGAUUGGUCGUGUGGCCAAGCCGUUCAACCCCCUGCUCGGAGAGACCUUCGAGUACGUCAGACCCGACAAAAACUACCGCUUCUUCAUUGAGCAAGUUAGCCACCACCCACCUGUUGGUGCCGCUUGGGCCGAGUCUCCGAAGUGGACGUAUUAUGGCGAGUCGGCAGUCAGGUCCAAGUUCUACGGCCGAUCGUUCGACAUCAACCCACUUGGCACGUGGUUUUUGAAGCUUCGCCCUGCUUCAGGUGGCGAAGAAGAGCUUUACACGUGGAAGAAGGUGACUUCGUCGGUGGUUGGCAUCAUCACGGGUAACCCUGUCGUCGACAACUAUGGCCCCAUGGAGAUCAAGAACUGGAACACAGGUGAAGUGGCACACUUGGAUUUCAAGCAGCGUGGUUGGAAGGAGACAUCCGCAUAUCAGAUUGCUGGCAAGAUCGUGGAUGCCAACGGGCGCGUCCGCGUCAGCAUCGGCGGCAAGUGGAACUCCAAGCUCUACGCUCGUGUCACACCUGGCUACGAGGCUCCCGUCGAGGCGCCCGCCAACGACAAUGAUACGAUUUACAAGGGUAGCCUGGGCGAGUCUGACCCUAACAAGGCCUUCCUGAUCUGGCAGGCGAACGAGCGUCCUAAGGGCAUCCCGUUCAACCUGACCCCGUUCGUGCUCACAUUCAACCACAUCGAUGACCAGCUAAAGCCGUGGCUCGCCCCGACCGACUCACGCCUCAGGCCUGACCAGCGAGCGAUGGAGGAAGGCGAAUACGACUUCGCGGCAACGGAAAAGAAUCGCCUUGAGGAGGGGCAGCGCGCCCGGAGGAGGGAGCGUGAAGCCAAGGGCGACGAUUUCGCGCCCGCGUGGUUCACCAAGGCGAGGUGUGAGAUCACCGGCGAGGAGUAUUGGAAGUUCAAUGGCAAGUACUGGGAGCAGAGAGAGAAGGCUGGCAAGGGCGACGAGAGCGCGUGGGCGGGGCUAGAAGAGAUCUACGCGUAG